This is a messenger RNA of Fusarium coffeatum, 1581 nucleotides long. RefSeq lists its product as uncharacterized. Bases 1 to 1581 code for a protein of 526 amino acids. Gene Ontology annotation, biological process: protein phosphorylation. Gene Ontology annotation, molecular function: ATP binding; protein kinase activity. The transcript has 4 exons. Lineage: Eukaryota; Fungi; Ascomycota; Sordariomycetes; Hypocreales; Nectriaceae. The record is from RefSeq and is a predicted model, not a curated record.
AUGGCCGACCAACAUUCUCAGGGUACCGACCCAGCUCACCAACCUCAACAACCCGCCGCUCCCACUCCGAUCUCUCUUCCAACACACAACUCCGGUCCUUCGCCCGUCCCUCUUCUCCGACCUGCCAUUCCCGGCGCAAGAAGUGGUGGAGCUCGUACACCGAGACUUGGACUUGCUAUCCCUCCGUCACCCAAUGCCAAACCAGUAGGCAACCAAGGAGCACCAGCAGCUGCUCCUUCAAGGCCGCCUCUACCGACACUCCACCUUGCAACUCCCAUGGGCAGUCAAGUAGCUCCCCAAGAACAACUCCCUCGAUCUCAAUGCAAUACUCAGCCAUCGGCAGGUGGGGGUAGUGAGAGCAGUGCUGCUCAUUCGAGGUCAGGCAGCUUCGGACCCCUGGAUGGUCGGGCAAGCAAUCCUACAUCUGCUGGAUCCCAAUACUCGGCCCUGUCCUUUGCCUCCCAGUAUGGCAUUGGAGCAACAAGACCUCAAGGAACCCCGGACCCCGUGUCUGCUGUGGGAUCUAUGUACUCUGAGAGAAGUGAAGGUGGUGUCUCCAUGGAGCGUGACGGAAGCUUACAAGGAUUGGAGGCAUUUGAUAAGCUGAGUCUCGAAAAGGCCAGAACUCUUGAUGUCGAUGAGCUCGAUGAAGAGGGAUGGAGAAUCGCCAGUCUCGAAAAGAGAAUUGUUGAGAUUGGAUCCCUUGGUGAAGGCGCUGGUGGUGCUGUCACACGAUGCAAGCUCAAGGGUGGUAACACUGUCUUUGCUCUGAAGGUCAUUACUACGAAUCCGGACCCUGAUGUGAAGAAGCAGAUCCUCCGAGAAUUGGGGUUCAACAAGGAGUGUGCUUCAGAUCACAUCUGCAAGUACUAUGGUGCAUUUGUGGACCCGUCCACAGCCACCAUUUCCAUCGCUAUGGAGUUUUGCGAGGGUGGCUCACUGGACAGCAUUUACAAGGAAGUGAAACGCCUCGGAGGACGAACGGGAGAGAAGGUAUUAGGAAAGAUUGCCGAAGGUGUUCUCGGUGGUCUUACAUACCUGCAUACCCGACGAAUCAUUCAUCGAGAUAUCAAGCCAUCCAACAUCCUGCUUUGCCGAGACGGCGCCGUCAAGCUUUGCGAUUUUGGUGUCUCGGGCGACUUCGGUACCAAGGGCGAAGCUAAUACCUUCAUCGGUACCAGUUACUACAUGGCACCUGAACGGAUCACAGGCCAGUCAUAUACUAUAACAUCGGAUGUUUGGUCGACAGGAGUUACUCUCCUCGAGGUUGCACAACACCGUUUCCCGUUCCCUGCAGAUGGCACUGAGAUGCAACCACGGGCCAACCUUAUCGAUUUGCUUACUUACAUCGUCAGGCAGGAUGUACCAAAAUUGAAGGAUGAGCCUGAUAUGGACGUAUACUGGAGUAACAACUUCAAAUACUUUAUUGAGUGCUGUUUGGAAAAACAGCCCAACCGCCGAGCCAGUCCUUGGAAGAUGAUGGAACAUCCUUGGAUGGUUGAGAUGCGCAGCAAGCGUGUCAACAUGGUGAAGUAUCUUUCUUAUGUCUGGGGCUGGGGAGACCAGCCUAAGGACUCUUAG